UGAGGAAAGACUUGGCGCAGUCUUCGUCGUCUCUACGCAGACCAGUGGAAGCCUUUUAAAGCAUCGCAUUCCGUUCUUCGUUCCAUCGCUCAGUUUCUCUCAACUUUCUUACUCAGAUAAUCAAUCUUCCAGUUCAGUAAGCGAAAAGGAGAAGAGAGAAAAGCAUCUUCAAUGGCGGAGCAGAACGGCGAUGCACACGACCUCCGAUCGAUCCUCUGCUCUUCAGACAGAGAUUUUCUGAUUCGGAACAGCGGUCAUCAGGUUAAAGUUGAUGAUUUGAAGGGGAAGAAGAUUGGGAUAUACUUCUCAGCAUCGUGGUGUGGUCCUUGCCAUCGAUUCACCCCAAAUUUAGCAACAGUGUAUAAUGAACUCCUUCCCAAAGGCAACUUUGAAGUUGUAUUUGUGUCUGCUGAUGAGGAUGAGGAAUCUUUUAAGGAAUACUUUGGUAAAAUGCCUUGGACUGCAGUCCCAUUCUCUGAUUCUGUCACUCGUGAACGGCUGGAUGCAUUAUUCACUGUUAGGGGAAUACCCCACCUUGUGAUCCUUGAUGAAAGUGGAAAAGUAACAACUGAAGAUGGCGUUGAUAUUGUCCUUGAGCAUGGGGUGGAAGCUUACCCUUUUACUCUAGAGAGGGUCAAAGAAAUCAAAGAUGCAGAAGAUGCAGCUAAGAGGGAACAAUCUUUGAAAACUGUCCUAGUUUCGACAUCACGUGACUAUGUGAUUGCAGCUGAUGGGAAGAAGGUACCUGUUGAUGCUCUUGAAGGCAAGACUGUGGGCCUAUAUUUCUCAGUGGCUACGUGCGGUGGAAGCUCUGCUUUUACUCCAAAGCUGCGCGAAGUUUAUCAGGAAUUAAAAGAAAAGAAUGCAAACUUUGAGAUUGUGAUGAUACCCCUUGAUGAUGAUGAGGAAUCUUUCAAGGAAGCUUUUAAAAGCUUGCCUUGGUUUUCUGUUCCUUUUGGAGACAGAAGCUGUGAGAAGCUCGUGCGGUACUUUGAGCUCUGUUCACUGCCUACCCUAGUCAUCAUUGGGCCAGAUGGGAAGACUCUUCAGUCUAACGUUGCUGAAGCCAUAGAAGAGCAUGGUGCCCUGGUCUAUCCUUUUACUCCUGAGAAGUUUGCUGAGGUUGAAGAGAUAGAGAAGGCUAAGAAAGAAAAACAGACGCUAGAGUCAAUUUUGGUUAAAGGAGAAGUUGAUUUUGUCAUUGGUAAAGAUGGAGUGAAGAUCCCAGUAUCAGAUCUUGUUGGAAAAAAUAUACUCCUAUACUUCUCUGCUCAUUGGUGUCCUCCUUGCCGUGCUUUUCUACCAAAACUCAUUGAGGCAUACCACAAUAUCAAAGCAAAGGAUGAUGCAUUUGAAGUGAUUUUCAUCUCCAGUGACAGAGAUCAGUCCUCCUUUGAUGAAUUCUUUUCUAAGAUGCCAUGGCUGGCUAUUCCUUAUGGCGAUGAUAGGAAGGGAUCUUUGAGUCGCCUAUUCAAAGUUCGUGGAAUCCCAAUGUUAGUUGCCAUUGGAAGAACAGGCCGAACUCUCACCACUGAAGCUAGAAAUUUGGUGAUGAGUCAUGGUGCUGAUGCUUAUCCCUUCACGGAAGAGCGUUUGAAGGAGCUUGAAGCUGAAUAUGAAGAGAUGGCAAAGGGGUGGCCUGAGAAAAUGAAUCAUGCCCUUCAUGAAGAACAUGAGCUUUUGCUUACAAGACGCCAGCAUUAUACUUGUGAUGGAUGCAAUGAAGGGGGACAAGGUUGGUCAUUCUAUUGUGAUGAUUGUGACUUUGACCUCCACCCAAAAUGUGCUUUGGAAGAAAAAAAGGAAGAGCCCACAGAAGAGGAGAGCCAGAAAGAUGAUGAGAAAACAAAGGAGGGCUGGGUUUGUGAUGGUGAAGUUUGUAAGAAAGCUUAAGAAGUUUUUCGAGGUCUGUGGAUUGUUAUUAUUGCCAUAUUGCAUAUGCUGAGCUGUUUAAUUCUUAUAUCCAUCAUAUACUCAUAUUUAUUACGGAGUACUAGGUUAAUGCUGUAUCAACCCUUACUUUGUGUGAUGUAUCCCCAAUAAAACUGGUUUUCUGAUAGUUU
Molecule: messenger RNA, 2063 nt
Organism: Ipomoea nil (Japanese morning glory)
Lineage: Eukaryota; Viridiplantae; Streptophyta; Magnoliopsida; Solanales; Convolvulaceae
Product: probable nucleoredoxin 1
Exons: 4
Coding region: 172-1893 (573 amino acids)
Molecular function (GO): thioredoxin-disulfide reductase (NADPH) activity
Source: RefSeq, a predicted model, not a curated record